Sus scrofa (pig) is the source of this 1791-nucleotide messenger RNA. It is a transcript of the gene TSPAN7, whose product is annotated as tetraspanin 7. Lineage: Eukaryota; Metazoa; Chordata; Mammalia; Artiodactyla; Suidae. Gene Ontology annotation, cellular component: plasma membrane. The record is from RefSeq and is a predicted model, not a curated record.
CCCCGCCUCCUGCCCCCUCCCGCGCGCCCGCCCGCCGCCCGCCGCCGCCGCCGCCGCCGCCGGAGCUCUGUAGUAUGGCAUCGAGGAGAAUGGAGACCAAACCUGUGAUAACCUGUCUCAAAACCCUCCUCAUCAUCUACUCCUUCGUCUUCUGGAUCACUGGCGUGAUCCUGCUGGCCGUCGGAGUCUGGGGCAAGCUCACUCUGGGCACCUAUAUCUCCCUCAUUGCCGAGAACUCCACAAAUGCCCCCUACGUGCUCAUCGGAACUGGCACCACUAUCGUCGUUUUUGGCCUGUUCGGAUGCUUUGCCACAUGCCGUGGUAGCCCAUGGAUGCUGAAACUGUAUGCCAUGUUUCUGUCCCUGGUGUUCCUGGCUGAGCUCGUCGCUGGCAUUUCAGGCUUUGUGUUUCGCCAUGAGAUCAAGGACACCUUCCUGAGAACUUACACGGACGCCAUGCAGAAUUACAAUGGCAACGACGAGAGGAGCCGGGCUGUGGAUCAUGUGCAGCGCAGCCUGAGCUGCUGUGGCGUGCAGAACUACACCAACUGGAGCACCAGCCCCUACUUCCUGGAGCACGGCAUCCCCCCGAGCUGCUGCAUGAACGAGACCGACUGCAAUCCCCAGGACCUGCACAACCUGACCGUGGCUGCCACUAAAGUGAACCAGAAGGGCUGUUAUGAUCUGGUGACCAGUUUCAUGGAGACCAACAUGGGGAUCAUCGCGGGAGUGGCUUUUGGAAUCGCAUUCUCCCAGCUGAUUGGCAUGCUGCUGGCCUGCUGCCUGUCCCGGUUCAUCACGGCCAACCAGUAUGAGAUGGUGUAAGGAGUCUUUCAACAACGAUGGAGUAAGAGACCUGUUUCCAAAAGGCAUGGCAGCAAUCUUUGAAAGACCUCCAAAGAAUGUUAGAGCACAGUACCUAGUACACCUGUCCUAACCCUCCCACCCCGCGUGCAACUGACUCUCCCACACAGCCUCUGCUCCAUCGUUCCGCCUGCUUCAUGCAUAGCGUUCCAUUUUGUGAAGCCCUGUUGUGCCAGAGUGUAGCCAGGUUCCCUGCAUCUAGUCCAAGGGGACCCCACCUGAGGCCCUGUGCGUGCCUGCUCCUCCAUCUGUACUUGGUCCGCAGCCCAUUGUAGGUGACUAGUUCUUCACGCCGUCACUGGCCCUGCCGGGCCCUGCAUGUCGUGUGGGAGGCUCCUGUUAGCCCUUGAUGAUGACUGAUAAAUGCCACACUCCCUUAGAUGUAGAUAAGCAGAUAGCUAUCUGUUCUUUUGGCUUCAUCUCCUUUGGCUGGGUUUUCCUUUUUACUAAGGUUCUUUGCUACCUUAUUCGGGCUGCCUAGGACAUGUGGAGAGAUGCAUUGGUAACUGUUCAGGAGAAGCAAAGGACCUGGGUCAUAUGCACGAAGGGAAUGGUCGAGCUUUGGGCAGCAUCCUUCCUUGCUCCUUGUGGUUCCAUGCCUGGGAAUGCGGAGACCCUUUAGUGCCCCUAGGCCUCUCAGUUGAAAGCUGUCUUGUUGCUUCCUGUGAAGGAAAUAAUAUUACUUCUGGUUUUCUUCGAUUAACUGCUAUUAUUUUACUACUUAUUUCUAUUUUUUUUCUUUGCAUUGACAUCAUAGACAUUGAGGACCUCAUCAAAUCAAUUUAAAAACGAGUGUGAAGGGGGAACAAAAGUCAAAAUAUUUUUAAACAAUCUUAAAAAAGAAUGCCUCUGUCUCGCAUGCCAACAAGAAUGCAUUGAUAUCGUGAACAUUUGUGAUACAUGUAUUAAUAAAUAGAAUCGUUACAAA